AUGGGCAAACUUCGACCCAAACUUCAGCUCUGUAGGCUGUUAAGAAUUGAGGGAGUUGAAGUCCAAAACACCCUGAGGGCCGAUGUUUGCUCAUACCUGCUAUACAGAAGGCACCCAUUGAUUCUGAUUCAGCACCAGGGAAGAUGGAGGGGCGUUGAGAGGGGCUCCCCAUUUGCUGGAAGCACCCCCUGUUUCCAACCCAAUGGACCCCCUGGCCUCCCUCUUUGCCCGGCCUGCUUGCUCGCUUGCCUGGCUGCUUAUGUGCGGCAGAGGCGCUUGCCUAUCUCUCUGCCCCCCCCCCCUUCCAAUCCAGCUGGUGUGGUCCGCGCGGCUGCUGUUGUUGAUGCCUGCCUGCCUGCCUCCUCGCGUUGGCAGAGCCCAUCUCGCUGUCCCUGGGAGGGGGGAUCGGCUGUGUCGGAGGAGGAGGAGAACGAGCGAGGCAGCCAGAGAGCGCCUUGGCUUCUUCUUCUUCUCCUCCUCUUCCUUCCUCCUGCCUCCGUCUCCUUCUUCGUCCCUGGGCUGCGCAUCCCCGACAGGCUGAUGGUGACACUCGGGUCCCUGCUCCUCUGGGCUCUGGUGUACACUUACUGCGGGCUCUGCGCCUGCAUUGAGCUGCUGAAACUUUUGUGGAGCCUCGGCACCAAGCCAGGCAAGACCUUCCAGUGGCUGAUCCGGGAGAACCCGCCGGGCUGCCUCAAUGACCCCUCCUUGGGCACGCACUGCUAUGUCAGGAUCAAGGACACUGGGUUAAGAUUCCACUAUGUGGCUGCGGGAGAAAGAGGUAAACCACUUAUGCUGCUCCUACACGGCUUUCCAGAAUUCUGGUACUCCUGGCGUCAUCAGAUGCGGGAAUUCAAGAGUGAAUACCGAGUUGUGGCCUUGGAUUUGAGAGGUUAUGGGGAAACAGAUGCUCCUAUCCAUCGUGAAAAUUACAGACUAGACUGCCUGAUUACAGAUGUGAAGGAUAUCUUGGAAUCUCUUGGAUACAGCAAGUGUGUGCUGAUUGGUCACGACUGGGGUGGAAUGAUUGCUUGGCUGGCUGCUAUUUGUUACCCGGAAAUGAUAACAAAACUGAUUGUUAUUAAUUUCCCACACCCCUCUGUUUUCACAGAGUUCAUUCUGCGACAGCCAUCACAAAUGAUUAAAUCUGCCUACUAUUACUUCUUCCAAAUGCCAUGGUUUCCAGAACUUAUGUUUACAAUAAAUGAUUUUAAGACCCUGAAAAAUCUUUUUACCAGCCAGUCCUGUGGAAUUGGAAAGAAAGGCUGUAGGCUGACAGCAGAAGAUAUUGAAGCUUACCUAUAUGUAUUUUCCCAACCAGGAGCACUAACUGGUCCUAUAAAUCACUACAGAAACCUUUUCAGUUGCCUGCCUCUGCAACACCAUGAAGUCACUAUGCCUACCCUGCUACUCUGGGGAGAAAAAGAUCCUUUUCUGGAUGUUGAAAUGGCAGAAAUCACAAGGAUGUAUGUCAAAAAUCAGUUUAGACUAACUAUUCUGUCUGAGGCAAGCCACUGGCUCCAACAGGAUCAGCCUGACAUUGUGAACAAGUUGAUAUGGACUUUUCUAAAAGAAGAGUCAAGAAAGCGAGAGUGACCUUUUAUUGCCAGCACAAUCUAAAUGUUUCAAGCUCAAAGUUAAUUGUGAUCAGAGCCUAUUUGCAGCCAACUUUAGGAUGAGCUCUGCUAGAGAAAAUGUUUUCAAUGUACUGUAUGUAAUGAUGCCAAUGUUAUCACAAGAAGGUGGUGUAAGACUAUGUAACAGUAAUGUUGGUUUUACCUGUAUUCUGUAUUUUGCACAUGAGACACUUGCCUUAAAAUGUUUGUGCUUGUACAAUAAGGAAUUCAUAGAGAGUUGCUUAGUU
Messenger RNA from Anolis carolinensis (green anole), 1864 nucleotides. It is a transcript of the gene ephx4, whose product is annotated as epoxide hydrolase 4. NCBI's taxonomy places the organism in Eukaryota, Metazoa, Chordata, Lepidosauria, Squamata, Anolidae. The coding region runs from base 1 to 1596 and encodes 531 amino acids. The transcript has 8 exons. The record is from RefSeq and is a predicted model, not a curated record. Gene Ontology annotation, molecular function: hydrolase activity.